GAGACAACUGCCGACUGUCAACGCACGGCUGGAAUCAAGUAAAUAGUUAUAUAAACCAAAAGCUACCAGGGGAAACAUGAACUUUACUUGAAAAUGGCUUAAUUAUCUUUGCGUUAUUUGGAACACGUUUAAAGCUCGGGCUGGAUAUAUUUGCAAGGGAAAAAACAACUCCACAAUAUGAACUUCGGUCUCCGGUAAAGGAACCAAGCAAAAUACCAACUUCUAUCUAGAACGUCUUGGGUAUUAUUUUCCUAAUCUUGUGUUCAUAUAGUAGUACGUUUAUCACUUGAUAUUAAUUUGUAGUAGCCCUAUUCUUUUGGCGCUCGAGCUUCUUGUGCCUGUUGACGAGGUGAUAUAUGUGGAUACCUGAGAAGCAGCUCGCGACCUUAAUGCACGCAAACAAGACCAAGGCUAUGAAAUGUUUCUUCUAUGUGCUUUAGUCUAUUUCAUGUGCCUCUUUGACGGUUGAUUAGCCAAACGGAGUACUGAAGUUCAUAUCAUAGGCUAUUAUUAAACUGAAAAUCGUAUGAAAAUGUUAUAUAAUUUAUGUUUGAAAUUCUAACAUUGAAACGUUGUUUUAGUUAUUGCUCGAGGAUGCGAUCAAAGACUGUUGUAAUUCAGCCGGUUGUGUUACACAGCCCUCAGCCUCAGACCUAGCCAAUAUGUAGAUUAGUGGAGUGGACGUCCUGCACAAAACGCUAUGCCAGGCUCCGUUUUAAAGGAGCACAGCCCAGCGCUCUCGGCCUAAUGACUAAUGUCUCCCUGCUCCAGCGUGGCUCUGUGACCCAGUCACACGUCUAGGAUGAGCACGGAUCUAGAGCACAUGUCGCUCAACUCCUCCUCGGCCAACUCUGUGGCCUCGAGUGCCCGCACGCUGUCAGCCAACGUCAAGAAGCUGCACAACGCGCUCAACCUGCUGCUUAACGACUUGGAGCGGGAGCAGUUCAUUCACUGCCUCAACGUGUACCACUCCAAGCGUAAUGUCUACGACCUGGUUCAAACCCUCAAAGUCAUUCUCAAUGCGCCCAGCAAACGCCAACUUCUGCCCAUGCUACGGCUGGUCAUUCCCCGCUCCGACCAGCUUUUGUUUGACCAGUACACCUCGGAGGGCCUUUACUUGAAAUCGGAUUUACUUGCCAGAAAUGGGAGCGCCGAAGCGGUGGGCGAAGGUUCCAGUGCGAGUCCAACUCCCCCCGGAUCUCAGGUUGCGCUGCGCAGCUCUCCGGAUAGUUUCAGCACCUGCAGUGAUGGGACAGCUCCUCUCGUACCGCUGCUCGGGAGAAGCUUCCUGCACGAGCCUCCAGGAGAGGUCCGACAGGUGACCCUGAAACGGCACAAGAGCAACGAGGGCUUGGGUUUCAGUAUCCGCGGCGGCUCAGAGCACGGGGUCGGAAUCUAUGUGUCUCUGGUGGAGCCAGGAUCCCUGGCCGAGAAAGAGGGACUGAGGAUUGGGGAUCAGAUUAUGAAAGUCAACAGCACAGUGUUCGAUAAAGUCACGCACGCUGAAGCGGUGAAGGUGUUGAAGGGCAGUAAGAAGCUGUCCCUGUCGGUGCAGUCGGUGGGGCGUAUCCCAGGGGGUUAUGUCACUAACCAUGUGUACACCUGGGUGGACCCUCAGGGUCACAGUGUCCCCCCUCCCCCUGACCUCCCAGAGCACCGCAGUGCCACCCUGAGACGCACCGACAGCCAACGACGCAGCACCAUGCAGAUACUGCAGGAGGGAGAUGAGAAGAAGGUGAACCUGGUAUUGGACGAUGGCCGUUCACUAGGUCUGAUGAUCCGGGGUGGGGCAGAGUAUGCCUUGGGGAUCUACAUCACCGGAGUGGACUGGGGUUCUGCCGCAGAGUGUGGUGGACUUAAGGUGGGCGACCAGAUCCUGGAGGUGAACGGGUGCAGCUUCCUGGGUAUCCCCCACGACGAGGCGGUGCGGGUGCUCAAGUCAUCGCGCCACCUGAUAAUGACUGUGAAGGACGUGGGGCGCUUGCCACAUGCCAGGACAGUAGUGGGGGAGACCAAGUGGAUUGCCAGCUCCCAAAUCGCUGAGAGCUCUGCCAGCGGCAGUGUGGCUGGCUUGUCCAUGGACCAAGGAGCAUCAGGAAGGAUGGUGUUCUAUAAGGGUAUGGCUGGCUCCCAGGUGACCCUGUCCAGCCUGGUGAACCAGAGCAGAGCCAUGCUGGAGGAACAGGCCCGCCACCUGCUGACAGAGACAGAGAGGCAGACCAUGGGCUACUACGUGGAGGAGUACCAAGACGGACACAUAGGGGUGGAGCAGCUGGUCUUGGCCCUGUUUGAACUGCUCAACACACAUGCCAAGUUCGCCCUGCUAUCAGAGGUGCGUGGCCUGGUAACUCCCCAGGAUCUGGAGCGUUUCGAUGGGAUGGUGCUGCGCCACGAGAUCCAGGCUUUGGAGGCUCGGCAGGGGAGUGCCUGUGCGGCCGCUCUCCACUCUGACUCCAUCUCUAUGGUCUCCUACCCAGAUACCCUGGCCUCCUCGUCAACGAGCUACAUGACCUCCACCACCCUCAGUUCUGCACGGAAUGACAGUAUGGUGGACAGUAAUGGGGAGGAGUCUCAAGAGAGUCUGGAUGUACUGCCUGACGUCUCUCUGGAUGAGGUGCAUUCCACAUCCGAAUCUCCCCCCACCUUCAACCCCCCACCCCCCCCAGGGCUGCAGAGGCAUCCCAGCAGACGAGACCAGGUCAAAAAACGCCCUUCCUCCGAAUCCUCCUAUUCUGGACUCUACUUCACCGCCCCUGCCCAUAACCCACCCAAGGACCAGAGGGGGAACCAAGGGUCCCCCUGCUCACCCAAGGUCCACCUCCAAAAGGAUUUCUCCGUCCCCCAUAAGAGGGACCCCUCUGUCCCCCAUAAGAGGGACCCCUCCGUCCCCCAUAAGAGGGACCCCUCCGUCCCCCAUAAGAGGGACCCCUCUGUCCCCCAUAAGAAGGAGAUGGCAACUUCCAAGUUUUCCAUGGUCAACAAGCACGCCAUAGGCCCCUUCCCUAGAGUCCAGUCAUCUAUUAAGACCACCAAACCUGCCGCCCCCUCCCCAUAUCUACCCCCUCCCCCUCCACUCCCUGCCCCAUCCACACCCCCUCUCCUUCCACACAGCCCGGACAAGGCCUCCUCUGGCUCCAACAAACAGCACUUUGUCAUGGUGGAGGUCCACAGGCCCAAUGCAGAAUCUGACGUCAACAAGGUGCGGUCCCUGCCCCAGUCACGAGGUGCCACCCUGUCCCAGCUGUCAGACAGUGGACAGACACUGAGCGAGGACAGCGGGGUGGACAUUAGCGAGUCGGGGCGACUCAGCAGGGAAAGCAGUCCCCACAUACGCCCCCCACGAGACCUCAAGGGGGCACGUGGGGACAGCACCGCCAAACCGCCGGGUCUCUUGGAGCAUACCUCCACACUGGUGAGGGUGGCAAAGAGUGCCAGCACCCUGGGCAUCGCCAUCGAAGGGGGUGCCAACACUCGCCAGCCCCUGCCACGUAUCGUCACAAUACAGAGGGGCGGUUCGGCACACAACUGCGGGCAGCUGCAGGUGGGUCAGGUAAUCCUGGAGGUAAACGGGGUUUCCCUGAGGGGCCGGGAGCACAGGGACGCAGCGCGCCUCAUCGCUGAGGCUUUCAAGACCAAAGAGAGAGAACACGUGGACUUCCUGGUCACAGAGUUCAACGUGGCACUGUAGGAGGAAGUAAAGGAAGAAGAGAAGGAGAGAGAGACUCUUAUCAUGGAGGAAGGAGGGACAGGGGCUACAGAGCUGGAGAGGAUAGGGGGUGGCUGUGGGGGCAAAGCGGCAUAGUCCUACACACUGUUCUGUACAUGGGUUCAUCUACCAACCUUUAUCUGGUCACUUGGCCUCACCAUCCUCCAGCUUUAGCCCCAAAACAAGACACGGACACAGUUGCACUCUAAGUUGAGAAGUUCUGAUUUUCAUGGACUUUCACCAUCCUUGUGACCUUGGUUUUUAGGAUACUCCCUGCAGCAGUCAUCUCUCUGGACACCUUAUUGUAUGUGUUUAUGGCAAUCUCAUGUACUGUCACUAUAUCUGUGUUUUUCUAGUGGCUUCAUCCUGUGGAUCUCAAAUGGACAAUUGGACAAUGACGCCAUCAGCACUAGAGCUCUGGCAGAAGAUAUGCUCCUGAAGCGGUCCAUUAGUGGUCAGUUAGCGGUCAGUGUCUACUAACCUGCGUCAGUCUGAGAGACUAACAGCACACGCAAGAGACACAGGCUGUGUCGCAAAUAGCACCCUAUUCCAAUGUAGCGCACUACCCUUGACCAGAACCCUAUGUGCCCUGGUAAAUAGUAGUGCACUAAAUAGGGAAUAAGGUGGGACGCAAGCCAGCCUUCCAUCCAGCAGAUGGAAGAGGCAGGAGAAAACACCAUUUUCCAAUGACAGUUUGUUUUUGUAAAUGUACAAAUGUAGAUACUAUACAAUAUAUACAUAAAGAUAAUCUAUGAAUUAUAGAAACCUACUAUCUUACAUGCUUAAAAAGUAGAAUUCUUCAAAGUGUACUAUUAGGUCCCUUUUCUGCAAAUGUGGCCCCAAGUGAAGAGUAAUGGAGAUGAUUGUGUUUUAAUUGCCCUCUCUGGCAGUGCUAGUCAGCCGUACUAUUUGUGUUUACACAAGGGGCUUGCAGGGGCCUGCAUCACAUAGUAAUUACUAAGAGGUAGUAAUGAGGCAUUUGGGAAAGGAAACUGCUGCAGAAGCUCUCUCCGAUACACACUCCCAGAACACAUGUGGCCCAGCACACAGACACACAGGCAUGCCAUCUUACCACACAAACACACAAGCACACAAACAGGCAGAAGUCACGGUGGAUUGAUGGAGAGCUGAUGCUAAGAACUUGAAGAAGCACUUUAUCCAAUAAUUGAACAGGUAUGAGGAGCAAAUCAUGGCAAUCAGGAAGAGGAAAAGAGAAAUAGUGAGAGACGGAGAGACACAGAGAGACUCAGAGAGAAAGACAGACAGAGAGAGACAGAGAGACACAGAGAGAAAGACAGACAGAGAGAGACAGAGAGACACAGAGAGAAAGACAGACAGAGACAGAGAGACACAGAGAGACAGACAGAGAGAGAGAGACCAAUGAAAGAACUGAGAAGUGCAGUAGUUGUGGGGGAUUAUUUGUUUCCUCUAUGGGAGGGAGAGGGGGAAGAGAGAGUGAAGCGGUAUAUGUGCAAUUCAGGGGAGUUUUAGAAUUAUAGCGGAGAGAGAGAGAGAGACAGAGAGAGAGAGACAGACAGAGAAAGGGACCGAUAGAAGUUAUUGAUGUAGCAACAAUAACCAUCAAGUUUAAGUCAGGUUUCUCUUGAUGCCCAUUUACAUACAAGUGCUUUGUUCACCCCAUUCAGAUAAUAGAGAUUUUCCAUCAUUUCAAUCAUUGUAUAUUUAUGCAGCAUCCCAAAUGACACCCUUUUCCUAUAGUGCACUACUUUUGACCAGGACCGAUAGGGCUCUGGUAAAAUGAAGUGCACUAUAUAGAGAAUAGGGUGCCAUUUGGGAUGCAAUAGUAUUCUGUAUGCAUACUUAGGGUAUGAGACACAAUCAUGAGAAGACUGCCCUAUUCCCUGCCAAUGCCACCUCAAAUGCUUAACAUUCAGCGUGUGUGUGGGAGUGUGUGAGUGUGUCCUACUCCUAUCCACAAGGCAGUCACUAUUAAACACUGCUAUCUGGGAGGAAUUACAUAGCUUCAGAAAUGGUGGCUUUGUUCUCUGAGCCGUAUCUUUACACUGUGCAUAUGACACAGACAGCCCUUCAGAGAGAGGGAUGAGAGGAAGGUGUACUAUGUCUAACGUUGUUUCUACGUUGUUGCACUGGAGAUGGGCAGAGAAUGCAGAGCAAGGAUCAGAGAGCAAAAGAGGUUGACCUGAUGCAGGGGGAGGGAAAGACACACACACAUUACACAGGUUGACCUGAUGCAGGAGAGAGGGAAAGGCACACACACACACACACAUUGCACAGGUUGACCUGAUGCAGGAGAGAGGGAAAGGCACACACACACAUUACACAAAAACAAAUACUCACACACUGGUCAAUCCACGUUCUGCUUCUAACAUGCUCUGAGACGUUGCGUAAUGUCUACAGUGAACUUUCUUUUUGCACACACUGACUCAGGCAUGACUCCACACACACUGACUCAGGCAUGACUCCACACACACUGACUCAGGCAUGACUCCACACACAGGGACUCUUUCAAACACCGAUAACAUGUCUUGAAAUGUCCCAAACAAUCUUAGUAACACAUUAACUACACCACAUAAAUGUGAUUAUAUUAUAGAUAUACAGUCAGUUGUCUACUCUGAUGCCAAGCCAUUCAACCAUGCCCAAGCAUCCAACGUAAUUGUCUCCCCACGUCAUAUCAGGCUUUGAGGAAUUCAAUAAAGUUUUUUAAAAAAU
Molecule: messenger RNA, 6397 nt
Organism: Oncorhynchus kisutch (coho salmon)
Lineage: Eukaryota; Metazoa; Chordata; Actinopteri; Salmoniformes; Salmonidae
Product: whirlin-like
Exons: 12
Coding region: 803-3688 (961 amino acids)
Biological process (GO): auditory receptor cell stereocilium organization; sensory perception of sound
Cellular component (GO): stereocilia ankle link complex; cilium; stereocilium tip
Molecular function (GO): protein binding
Source: RefSeq, a predicted model, not a curated record